This is a messenger RNA of Naegleria fowleri, 1395 nucleotides long. RefSeq lists its product as uncharacterized. The transcript has 2 exons. Lineage: Eukaryota; Heterolobosea; Eutetramitea; Acrasida; Naegleriidae. The record is from RefSeq and is a predicted model, not a curated record. Bases 1 to 1395 code for a protein of 464 amino acids.
AUGUUUCAAAAUCUCUUUCUGUGCUUUGGUGUAACGAAAUCAAACUCUUCCUUCUCCAAUGCUUCAGAAUCAUCCGGGACGGAACGAGCAAGAUCCAAAUCGUGGUCAUCUGCUUCAUCAUCAAGCACCAAAAAGAAACAAUCAUCAGUGAUAGCCGUAAAGCAUCAUUCGGAAUUAAGAAACUCCAAAGAUCCAUACAAUUCUUCGUCCCACUCACUCCAUUCAGAAACCUCCACAGAACCAAAAUAUAUUGUGGCAUCUCUGGAGGAUCUCAAUGAAGAAGAUUAUUCUGAGAAUGAACCAACUACAGCCCCACCACACACAACUAAAUCUUAUAAUUAUCGGGAGAAGCAAUCGGCCUUAGAUCAAAAAAUAAGAAAGAAAACCACUCAAAAAAGGCAGUCUGUGUUGGUGAGUCAUGGCUCCAUUUCUAUUUUGUGUAAGGAAGGUACUAUAGAUCCGCUCACUCCGACGACUAUUGAAUAUACGCUUCCUCAAGGAAAAUUCUAUCUUCGUCUCGAUAACAAAUCGAAAAAGAAAGCAGCUAAAAUUCAAUUGGAGUUGAAAGUAUUCAAGAAAAAGAGUUCUGAUGAACUUAAUGAGGAAUCCUCAUCGUUCAUUAAUAGUAAUGGAGCACACUCGACGUCAGGAAAGUCCAUCACCUCAACCCCUCCUUCCAGCAACAGUAGCAGCAUUAAUGAUGUUUACAUUCAUCAUAUUCUAGAGUCAGACGUGUCAGAAAUAUUUGCCUUUACCACUCCCCAUGCAAACAAUAGCAUGUUUCUAUCUAUAAGUUCGAUUCAUGUUUUUUCAGCUCCCAAGUUUUUUCUUCAACUAUUCCAAGAUUUAGAAUUAGAGAAAAUUAAUGAAGACCAAUUUCAAGUGGUGCCACAAGAUACUAAGGCAAUUCGUUUGGAUGAAAUGACUCCUACUGCUCAGGAAGAUCUUCCUCCCUUAGAGGGAGUAGAGAGAGUGAUCUGCGCAGGCAAUGGAAAGGAUGACAAGAAUAUUGAAAAAACUACUCCAGAUGUUAAAACUUCAGAGAUAGAAUCUUCGAAGGACGUGCCAACCAAUGGCAGUAUCGAGAACAAUUCUACAACUCUCCAGAAUGAUGCUUCUCGAACUGAUGCAGCUAGCGUAGAAAAUUCUCAAAAUGUCUCGACAAGCUCUCAAGCAGUUGCAUGCCCUCAAGAGAGCAAAAUCAUCACUCCAGUUCGCAAAACUUUUCACAUUAAAAACUUACAGAGUAGUGGAGGCAAAGAGCUCAGUCAUUAUAUCAAAAGAGCGGUUGGCAAAACACAAAGUAUUGAUAUUGAUAAUUUUCACAUUGAUAUUUCUGGCGACAUUAGCAUAGGAAGUGACGAAGAAGAAGAAAAUUUUGAAGAUUGUAACUAG